GAGAUCAAUGGAUCCGCACCAGCCCAAACACGACCGCGUACAUGGCUGGGAGAAUGGAGGCCAAGAUCGCGGCCCCCGCGCUGCUCUCGCUCGUCGCAGUCACCCUGCUCGCGCACACGCUCCUCCUCCACCGUCCGCGCGCCACCGCCUGGCUCCUCUCCACCGUCGACGCCUUCCGGUUCGACGGCCGCCGCCUCGUCGAGCUCGUCACCCGGAGAAACAUGAUCCUCCUCUGCAACGCCAUCCUCCUGGUCAUCCUCAAGGACGCCGGGCUACUGGCCGCUCCAGCUCGGCCACGCAGCAGCACCACCGCCCCUGAUACAGCGGCCGGUGGAGCUGCCUGCUCCAGCUCCGAGGCACGGCCUCAGCCCAAGACUCGGGCGACCAGUACGGCGGCUGGCGCGACCGGCGCCGACGAAGGUCGGCUCGAGCGUGAACAUCGAGGCGCUGAGACGGCCACGGCGCGAGUGCGGCGCGGGAAGCCGCUGACGAGAGCGACGCAGAGGGAAUAUGCCGCGCUCCAAGAGAUCGAUUCCGCGGAGAAACAGAGAUCGGCCUACAGCUUCAACCACUUUCACCAUGGUGCUGGCUAUGAGAUUGCCGUGGUGGCGGAUAGGAUCUCUAGUUUGCAUGACGAGAGAAGCAGAGGAGAGGAGCACACGGUGCGGCAGGAAACAGAGGCCGGGUGCGCUGACGACGUGAAGGAGAUGAACAAGAAAUUCGAAGAGUUCAUCGCCAGCAUGAGGAGGAAGAUGCAUCUCGAGACCCUGCAGCUGCAGCAGCAGGUCGAGGUCUAGACUCUAGAGACAGAGCGGAAAAUCAUGUACUCCGCAUUCAUUCGCAGACCGCGGGGGGGGGGGGACGGACGGAC
Molecule: messenger RNA, 871 nt
Organism: Aegilops tauschii subsp. strangulata
Lineage: Eukaryota; Viridiplantae; Streptophyta; Magnoliopsida; Poales; Poaceae
Source: RefSeq, a predicted model, not a curated record